AUGGAGGGGGAAGAAGACAGCUCACGGGCUAUUCCUGGGGCUUCACUUGGAGGCCUCCCGACACCGGCCUCCAGGGCCAGUUUUCGCUUGGGGAGCGUCUUCAAUGGGCAGGAAAUUGGGUGGGACGAUGCAAUCGUGACGAGGAGGCGUGAAGAGGUGCGGGAAUGGGAGUCUCUAGGACCUGGCCCGGUGACGGAGGAGCAAGGAACACGGGGAAAGGAGAAGGACCCGGAUUGGAGGCCGGCUCCGGGGGAGGCGGCCGGCACGAGUGGAGGAUCGGGUGAUGAGGGUUGGGGAGGGAGAGGAGCGGGCCAGGCUGGUGGCAGUGGCGCGCGUGGCUUUACGCGUGCAGAAGGAGCGAAUGAUACCAGAGGACAUGUAUGUGAUGGCCUCGGACGGCACAGUGCCGAUGCGAAUCUUAUUCUCCUUCCCUCUGCCCUUACCAUCCAUGAUGACCCAUGCGUGCAGAAGGAGCGCAUGAUACCAGAGGACAUGUACGUGAUGGCCCCGGACGGCACAGUGCUGGUGGAGCCCAAGUGCUUUGAGAUGCGCGGGGCGGGGGCAGUGAUCCACAGCCACGGCAUGGAGACUGCCAUGGCCACCAUGCUCGUCCCUGGCGCUAAGGAGUUCCGCGUGGCUGAGAUAUCUCACAUGGAGAUGAUAAAGGGCAUCGUGGGCCAUGGCUACUAUGACGAACUGGUGGUUGCAGAACUAAGCACCCCAUUUCUUGCACUCUUUCCCCACUCGUCGCGCUCUCUUUCCCCUUCCCACGCCCCCUCCCCCCAGAUAUCUCACAUGGAGAUGAUAAAGGGCAUCGUGGGCCAUGGCUACUAUGACGAACUGGUGGUUGCAGAACUAAGCACCCCAUUUCUUGCACUCUUUCCCCACUCGUCGCGCUCUCUUUCCCCUUCCCACGCCCCCUCCCCCCAGAUAUCUCACAUGGAGAUGAUAAAGGGCAUCGUGGGCCAUGGCUACUAUGACGAACUGGUGGUUGCAGAACUAAGCACCCCAUUUCUUGCACUCUUUCCCCACUCGUCGCGCUCUCUUUCCCCUUCCCACGCCCCCUCCCCCCAGAUAUCCCACAUGGAGAUGAUAAAGGGCAUUGUGGGCCAUGGCUACUAUGACGAACUGGUGGUGCCAAUCAUUGAGAACACGGCGCGGGAAUACGAGCUCACCGACUCCCUUGCUGCUGCUGUGAGUUCACUUCACUGCCUGGUGGAAUCACUGGUGAGGUUACUCCCUUGCCUUGCAAGAAACUGGUGGUGCCAGUCAAGUCAUUGA
Messenger RNA from Closterium sp. NIES-65, 1281 nucleotides. Lineage: Eukaryota; Viridiplantae; Streptophyta; Zygnematophyceae; Desmidiales; Closteriaceae. The record is from the annotation of a GenBank genome assembly.